AUGUUCGGUGGCCUGGAAGGAUUGAACGACUCCCAGUUCCUGGGCUGGUUCUUCCUCCCUGCACUCCAGUCCCUCGGGAUGUGGAUGCAGCAUUUCAAGCUUGCAGAGUCCAUCACCAAUGCCAUGCAAAUCCCCCACGCCAAAUGUAACUUGGGCCGUCUCCAGUGUCUAUCUCUAAAUCAAUCGAUGGCUAACACAACAGACAUGAUCUGGAUGCUGGCCCAGAUGAACUCGCUGGAGCAGCUCCGCCUCGGUAUGCAGUAUGCCACCAGCCUCGAAGCCUGGCGUAGCGUCGGCGCCAUCGAGCCUGGCCUGCUACAUGUUGCCCCAACGCUGCGUCGGCUCACGCUGAAUCCGCACUUUGCACUCAUUUUCCACGGCGCAUAUGAGGCCCCACCCCAACAGAAGGCGAUGAAGCUCACGCACGGCAUCCUCCGCACCUUUCCAAAUCUGCACACUAUCCGUCUGCCCGUCUCUGCCCUCAUCGGUUGGGGUAUGGCGCAGGAAGACCUGGCCGAGGCGCUGCCACUGCACAUUGUCGACCUCGUGCUGCGUGAUUGUCAGAUUGACCAGUACCUGCCAUUUCGGAGACUGGACGAAAUUCACCGUCAGUUGACGUGGUUCUUGUUGUACCAGGUCCAAAACUUCAAGCGCUUGCGCCGGAUCACUGUCUUUAUCACCUGCCCUUAUGGCGAUCCCUUCCAACCAGACCGUAACCUUAUCCGUCAGCUUGGCCGUGAUAAGGGCGUGUUGGUCAACCUCAUGCACCCGAAUGGACGGCCUUUGGAUAGGAGCUAG
Molecule: messenger RNA, 798 nt
Organism: Penicillium macrosclerotiorum
Lineage: Eukaryota; Fungi; Ascomycota; Eurotiomycetes; Eurotiales; Aspergillaceae
Exons: 1
Coding region: 1-798 (265 amino acids)
Source: RefSeq, a predicted model, not a curated record